AUGGGCGCCAGCGAUUCGAAGCUCGUCUUCAAGAAAGGCAUCUUUAGGCUCUCCGAAGAACGACACAUACCCGCGGACGACCCGUACUGGACUUCAUUCUGGGAGCUACCAGAAACCGCCGAGGAUGUCUUCAGCCUCUUCUCCCCGGCCGACAUUCGCCGGACACGAGACAAUGCUCUGGAGAACCUCGAAACGUUGAUCCUCGUUGUGACAUCUCGACUUUUCAUCCUGCGGCACCAUCCUUCAUUCCCCGAUCCCGAAAUCGCUCCGGAGCGAGACGCCCUCAACUGCAUACGAGUCCUCACGCGCAUCCUGCCUUUCCUCUACGAGGCCGAGUCCUUGAGUUCGUGGGAGGAAACCUUCUUCUGGGGCGCACGUCGCAAGCGGACGCGCAAGUCAUCUCUUGCCGCCGAGGUAUUGUUCGAUGAGGCGCAGGAGGAGCAAAUGCCAAUCAAGAAAGAGCCAGAGGAGGAUUUUGAGGAUGCGAAGCCCCUCGCCGAGGAGCUUUUGGAUACCCUGGUCGACCUCCUCUUCUUCUCCGAUUUGACGGUGCCCAGGCAGCCGCACGGAAAGCCCAAGGUCUCGUAUGCCAUUUGGCAGAGUGGCGUCGGAUGCAACACGGCAGUGCCGACGACAAAGGAGCAUGAGAGCAACAGGUGCGAGAUUCUGCGCCUGAUCCUCACUCUGGCCGGCCAGAGUAUGUACAUGACACCCAGCGCGCUGCCUAAGCACGGCGUACGGGCAUUGACACAUCUGUGCUCCUGCCCGGACAAGCAGGCCGUCCUGUCGGUGCUGUGUUCGCUUCUCAAUACUACGCUGAAGUGGAACCCAGCCACGUGGAGGGUGCCUUACAAUACGUUGGUGUUCAGGGACGAGAAGUCCAUUCUGGUGACCUACACACUGCAGCUUCUGCUUGUUUUAGUUCUCUACCCGAUUCCAGAAGGGAGUGGUGUCGAGAGCCAGAAAAACUAUUUCCGCCACUUCCUGGGCAGGUUGCAUCGCCCACAAGACUUCCAGUUCAUUGUUGAUGGCAUGACCCGAAUUCUCAACCAGCCUUUGCAGGAGAGAAGCUCUUAUAUCCCGUCAACACAGUCGCCCGCCAAAUUUGCGCCUGAGAUGAUGAUGCUGUUUUGGGAAAUCACACAAUGCAACAAGAGGUUCCGUUCUUUCAUCGUCGACACGGAGAGGGCCCAUGACUUUGUCAUCCUGACACUCUUUUAUGCUCUCGAGUACAAGUCUGAUGCCUCGAAGCAAGGUGUCGUGCGCAUGUGCGCCUUUUUGCUUCAGACCAUCAGUGUGGAGAGAAACUUUGGUGUGAACCUGAACAAGGACUUCACCGGGCAGGACAGCCUGCCACCGGCAAUACGGCUCCCUGGGUUCAGGGGUACAUAUGCCGACUUCCUCGUCCAACCAGGGCAAACUAACGGCGAUUUACCCGGCCCUACUUGCCGUCAUCAACAAUAUCGCAGCUCACCUGGAGGGUAUCAGUCACAUCACCGCAUCCAAACUGCUGCAGCUCUUUUCCUCCAUGUCUUCUCCAUCGUCCUUCUUGCCAAUGAUACAAACCAUGCUCUUCUCAGGUCUCUCCUGGAAUCCAUCAACUCUAUCAUCGAGCAUCAGUACAAGACCGACGCAGCCCGAUCAACAACGAGCGAUAGCGUAUCCAUGGCGUCAUCGCAGGCUUCGAAUGUCGAGGACGCCGUGCCGACACAGGUGCGCGGUAUGUCGGAGAAGGCUCGAGGCAAGAUGCCCGCCGGCGUGGGCAACUUUUCAAGACAAAAUAGCACAACAAGUCUCGGUGGCUACUCGGCGAGCGGCGGAUCGACCAGCGGGGCCUUCGAGCCGACGCCGCACUGGAUCGAGAGCUGGCUGCCCGAGCUGCCGCUGCACACAAUACUCACGGUGAUUCAGCAGGUGUCUGCUCUGCUGCCCCGCCAGACGAUCGCCAACGAGUCGGCGUCGGCCGAGACGCUGCAGAGGAUCGAGGAGAUCCAGCUCGUGGGCGUCGACCCUGCGCCUGUCCGGGUACACUCGUUUGAGUGGUCUCAACUCGCGCUCGGCUGGUACGAGUCGCUUGUGUGGAGUUUUGUCUUCAGCAGCGAGAUUCAAGUGGCUCGAGGAACGGCGGGCGUCUGGAACGGCACAGCCAUCAAGCUCUUCCGAGUACAGGAGACGGCGGCUGAGGGCCCUACGCUGACCUCACCGCGGGGUGCUGUCGACGCCGUGGGGAGCAACAUUGUGUCCCGUAUUGGAGCUAUGAAUAUUCGCGGCGGAGCGGCGGGGGCUGCAGGUGUCGGUACUGGUGGGAGCACUGGUCAGACGAAUGCAUCGCCUCGAAUUCCUUGA
Molecule: messenger RNA, 2346 nt
Organism: Verticillium alfalfae VaMs.102
Lineage: Eukaryota; Fungi; Ascomycota; Sordariomycetes; Glomerellales; Plectosphaerellaceae
Exons: 5
Coding region: 1-2346 (781 amino acids)
Cellular component (GO): Golgi trans cisterna; Golgi medial cisterna; membrane
Source: RefSeq, a predicted model, not a curated record